Molecule: messenger RNA, 2983 nt
Organism: Rubroshorea leprosula
Lineage: Eukaryota; Viridiplantae; Streptophyta; Magnoliopsida; Malvales; Dipterocarpaceae
Source: the annotation of a GenBank genome assembly
CUAAACCACUCCGUAGUAACUUCUGUCCCCUCCUCCCUUAUCCUCUCCUGGAGACCAUUUCAUGGCCUUCGCCGCCCCCUCCAACCUCCACAACCCCUCCUCCUCCUCUCGUCACAGACUCCCCUCUUCCUCACAACGGACUCCCACUCGCUCCACCACCAUCAAAUGUGAACAACUCCCCUUCCAAAGCCCUAAACCAAGGGAUGAUUCCUCCUCCAUCAAAUCUAUCGCCAAUCCCCUUGCCAUUGCCUCCAUAUCAGCGGCCACCGCUACUCUCCUCUUUCCUUUCUCCUCCAUUUCAAAUCUCUUUGGUGGCGGUGGUGACAAUUUUGGUGGAAAUGGAUUCGGCGGGGGUGGUGGUGGUGGUGGUGGUGGAAAUGGAGGAGAUGGGGGUUCCAACUUCUGGGAGAAAUUAUUUUCCCCCGCUCCAGCAAUUGCGGAUGAAGACACCCAGUCCCAAGAAUGGGACUCUCACGGCCUGCCCGCCAACAUUGCUGUCCAACUCAAUAAACUCAGCAGCUUGAAGAGGUAUAAGCUAUCGGACAUUUUGUUCUACGACAAGGAUAAACGGACCACCGUUGGUACUGAAGAUUCGUUCUUCGAGAUGGUUUCUCUGAGGCCCGGCGGGAUCUACACCAAGAACCAGUUGUUGAAAGAACUGGAAACCCUCGCCACUUGCGGAAUGUUCGAGAAGGUGGAUAUGGAAGGAAAGACAAAACCUGAUGGAACGCUUGGAUUGACGAUAUCCUUCACCGAGAGCACUUGGGAAACUGCAGAUAAGUUCAGAUGUAUUAAUGUGGGGUUGAUGCAGCAAUCUAAGCCUUUGGAGAUGGACCCCGACAUGACUGAAAAGGAGAAGCUGGAGUACUAUAUGAAUCAGGAGAAAGAUUAUAAGAGGAGGAUUCAGAGGGCCAGGCCGUGUCUGUUGACCAGGCAGGUGAGGGAUGAAGUUUUGCGGAUGCUGAAGGAUAAUGAGCAGGUGAGCGCCAGGCUGCUGCAGAGAAUCAGGGAUAGGGUGCAGAAAUGGUAUCACGAUGAGGGGUAUGCCUGUGCCCAGGUUGUGAAUUUUGGGAACUUGAAUACUGAUGAGGUGGUUUGUGAGGUUGUGGAAGGGGAUAUUACACAGGUUGUGAUUCAGUUUCAGGAUAAGCUUGGAAAUGUUGUUGAAGGGAAUACUCACCCUGCUGUUGUGAAGAGGGAGUUGCCUAAACAGCUUAAGAAAGGUCAAGUUUUCAACAUAGAAGCCGGGAAACAAGCUCUGCGGAACAUAAAUGCACUGGCUUUGUUUUCAAAUAUUGAAGUGAACCCUCGACCUGAUGAAAAGAAUGAGGGAGGAAUCAUUGUUGAGAUAAAGCUUAAAGAACUUGACCAAAAGUCUGCUGAGGUCAGUACAGAAUGGAGUAUUGUUCCUGGACGUGGAGGACGCCCCACACUGGCUUCCCUUCAGCCUGGUGGAACUGUCUCCUUUGAGCAUCGAAAUCUCCAAGGGCUUAAUAGAUCCAUUCUUGGUUCAGUGACCACCAGCAACUUCUUUAAUCCUCAGGAUGAUCUUGCUUUUAAGCUUGAAUAUGUUCAUCCAUACGUGGAUGGUGUUAGUAAUCCACGAAACCGCACCUUCCGCACAAGCUGUUUCAACAGUAGGAAAUUAAGUCCAGUUUUCACUGGUGGGCCGGGAGUUGAUGAAGUCCCCCCAAUAUGGGUUGAUAGAGCUGGUGUCAAGGCAAAUAUUACAGAGAAUUUCACCCGCCAAAGUAAAUUUACUUAUGGUCUUGUGAUGGAAGAGAUAACAACCCGUGAUGAAAGUAGUCACAUCUCUGCUCAUGGUCAAAGAGUCUUGCCCAGUGGUGGCAUCAGUGCAGAUGGACCUCCAACAACACUAAGUGGUACUGGUGUUGACCGAAUGGCAUUUUUACAGGCAAAUAUCACGCGUGAUAACACCAAGUUCGUCAAUGGGGCUGUAGUUGGUGGGCGAAAUGUAUUCCAGGUGGACCAAGGCCUUGGCAUUGGCAGUAAGUUUCCAUUCUUUAACCGCCACCAGCUUACUAUUACGCAAUUCAUCCCGUUGAAGCUAGUUGAAGAGGGUGCUGGUAAACCACCACCACCUGUUCUAGUCCUUCAUGGCCAUUACGGAGGUUGUGUUGGUGAUCUUCCAAGUUAUGAUGCUUUUACUCUUGGGGGCCCAUAUUCUGUGAGAGGUUAUAACAUGGGUGAGUUAGGUGCUGCAAGAAAUAUUCUUGAGCUUGGAGCUGAGAUCAGGAUACCAGUGAGAAACACCCACGUAUAUGCAUUUGCAGAGCAUGGCAAUGAUCUAGGUAGUUCAAAAGAUGUAAAGGGGAACCCAACAGAAGUCUACAGGCGAAUGGGUCAUGGUUCAUCAUAUGGCGUUGGCAUCAAGCUAGGUUUAGUGCGAGCUGAAUAUGCUGUUGAUCACAACAAUGGAACUGGUGCACUAUUCUUCCGUUUUGGGGAAAGAUAUUAGGAUUAUAGUUAUUGCUUGGUACAGGCUGGCCAUUGGGUCUCUUUAACUGUUGAGCUUUUUCUAGAUGCGGAGAACUAGAUUAUGGUAUUUUACCAAAUGGCUUUCUUGCUUCUAAUAAUAUUUUCAUCUAUUUGUGAUUUGUAUUUGUGCAAGUUUCUGUAAGAACUGGGAUUGCAAAAAUUGUCAAUGCGGGGUAAUCAUGUUUGUUGUUUUAGACCCUUUUGUGUUUUUGAGCCUGAUCCUGGUAGUGGUAAUGCAAGAGACAAACUUCUUGUAUGGGGUUUAUAUGUUGAUGCAGGAUGCUGGGGAAAGUGUUGCGAGGUUGAAGAAGGCCAUGAAGAAAAUGAAGAAGAAGAAUUAUCCGGGAUGCCGUUGGAUAGAGGCUGCCUGAUACAUGAGUAUGCCUGGUUUGAGUUCCCGUCCUUCACCUGUGUCUUCUUUUGUUUUUCUCCAAUGUAUUAAAUUACUACUAGAAGAGAUAAUGAUUAAAAUUCUUCUCAAGAC